GAAGAACCCUCCCGGAAGCGCUCAGUUUGUGCCUCGUCUGCAGCUUGCUGGUUCCUCCAUAGAGAACUCGGAAGAUGGCGGCGCUUCGGGUCGUGGCGCUCUCCGGGACUGGGAGAGCUCUCCUCAUUACGGGGAAUCCUCUCAAGACUUCCAAGGCCAACAUGUCUUUCACCAGUCUGUUGGGUAAGAAGAAGGUUGCCUUGACAACGCUGGGCGUGGUUGCCAGCGGCGGCGCGGGGCUUGCUCUGAUGCUCCACCAAUCAGUGAAGGCGUCUGAGCUGGAGCUCCACCCCCCAUCGUACCCCUGGAGCCACUCGGGGCUGCUGUCCUCACUGGACCACGGCAGCAUUCGCCGUGGUUACCAGGUGUAUAAGCAGGUGUGCUCAGCCUGCCACAGCAUGGAGUACAUGGCCUUCAGGAACCUGGUGGGGGUGUCGCACACCGAGGACGAGGUCAAGGCCAUCGCCGAAGAGGUGGAGGUGGUGGACGGCCCUGAUGAGAGCGGUGAGAUGUUCACCAGGCCAGGAAAGCUUUCGGACUAUUUCCCCAAGCCGUACCCAAACCCCGAGGCCGCCCGGGCCGCCAACAACGGGGCGCUGCCCCCCGACCUCAGCUACAUCGUCAACGCCAGGCACGGCGGAGAGGACUACAUCUUCAGCCUGCUGACGGGUUACUGCGAGCCGCCUGCAGGCGUCUCGCUGAGAGAAGGACUCUACUACAACCCCUACUUCCCCGGCCAGGCCAUCGGCAUGGCGCCGCCCCUCUACAACGAGAUCCUGGAGUACGAGGACGGAACCCCGGCCACCAUGAGCCAGGUGGCCAAAGACGUUUGUACCUUCCUGAGGUGGGCGGCCGAGCCGGAGCACGACCAGCGCAAACGCAUGGGCCUGAAGCUGCUGAUGGGCUCUGCCAUCCUCAUCCCUCUGGUCUACUACUUGAAGCGACACCGAUGGAUGGUGCUGAAGAGCAGGAAAAUCGCCUACAGGCCUCCUAAGUAACGGAAAACAAGCGCACCCAGACCUGAACAAGAGAAGGGUGUGUUCAAAAGCCCUACAGAGCUUAUCACCCUAACUCUGCCCCUCAGGGGGCAACUGAUAAACACACGGCAUGUUUUCAGACAUAUAUACGAUGAUUUCAGUCAAAAAUGCCUUUUUUUCAACCAGUUGUCAAUGAAAACCUGUGAUAGUUGCUUUCUGAGUGUUCUUGAACGCACCCUGCUCAGAGUUUAUUGACUUCCACCGCCUCCAGCAGCAGCAGCGGCGGCUACAUGCUGUCUGAGUUGCAUUAUCUCUGUAAGAUACUCCAUGCUGACGCUCAUCUCUGGGUCGGCCUUAGGCUUCACAACGUUCUGUGUCUGUAAAUUCAUUGUUUGUCUUCAGAAAGUCUGACAUAAACUGUUUUACUGUACAAAAUAAAUUCUUCUAAAUGAA
Messenger RNA from Xiphophorus couchianus (Monterrey platyfish), 1430 nucleotides. It is a transcript of the gene cyc1, whose product is annotated as cytochrome c-1. Bases 75 to 998 code for a protein of 307 amino acids. The transcript is spliced from 7 exons. Gene Ontology annotation, molecular function: heme binding; electron transfer activity. Gene Ontology annotation, biological process: mitochondrial electron transport, ubiquinol to cytochrome c. Lineage: Eukaryota; Metazoa; Chordata; Actinopteri; Cyprinodontiformes; Poeciliidae. The record is from RefSeq and is a predicted model, not a curated record. Gene Ontology annotation, cellular component: respiratory chain complex III.